UCUGGAGAUACCUACAGAAAUUAAAAUUUUAGGGUUAUUGUUUUCUUAGUCAUUGAACGUUACUCUCCAAAAGAGAAACUCUCUUGUCUUUUAAUUUUGGAUAAUUUACUGAAAUUUAUUAUUUUGUUGCCGUUUCAAUUCAUUACAAUGGGAAAGAAGAGAAGUUCACCUCUCGAUAAUCUUGACCUUCCUUAUUCGGAGGACAAGCCGUGCUCGUCGGGGACACCAUUAUUACCCAAGGAGCAUUUGAUGAAUUUGGAUGCUGGCAUUGAUGUUGGAGAUAGUUCUGUGAGGCUACUUAAUUCCAACCCUUCUGUUGCUCAUCACCGUUACUAUCUUGGGCGUUCGAUAUUUUUAAAAAGAUCACGCCAUUACUAUGGUCAUCACUACUUGCGCAGAAAUUCAAGCAGUCUUUCAAAUCCAUCAACUUCACGUGGCUCUGUUAGUCCUUUACAUGAUGAGAGAUUAUCUUUCAAGUUUGCUCAAUACAAACCCGAGUCUGUACACUGUGCAGAUGGGAGGGAAAAAGCAUUUGGCUUUGGCAGGCCAGAAAGAAUUAGGUCUAGUACAUUGGUGAUGGAUUCCGUAUCACCGGAAAAGGUGAAGGCAGUUUGCGGUGUAUGUCAAAAGCAUUUAAUACGGAAACCUUAUUUUCUGGGAAAUAUGCCAGCUUCCGGAGAAUUUUCUGCCGUGGCAGUUCUUGUUUGUGGCCAUGUAUACCAUCCAGAUUGUUUGGAAGGAAGAACAAACUUCGAGGACAGGCAUGACCCGCAGUGUCCGUUAUGUUCAGCUUAAGUUUACAGAUUAGGAUCUUUAAACCAUGCGCAAUUGUAUUGCUAAUGUUACAGCCAGUUGGCAGCUAUUAGAGCUUGAAAAUGCUCAUCCUUUACCCUAUUUACUUGGUAAGC
This is a messenger RNA of Hibiscus syriacus, 908 nucleotides long. RefSeq lists its product as uncharacterized. Bases 148 to 795 code for a protein of 215 amino acids. The transcript is spliced from 4 exons. The record is from RefSeq and is a predicted model, not a curated record. NCBI's taxonomy places the organism in Eukaryota, Viridiplantae, Streptophyta, Magnoliopsida, Malvales, Malvaceae.